This is a messenger RNA of Vigna radiata var. radiata (mung bean), 1572 nucleotides long. Its product is annotated as myb family transcription factor PHL5. NCBI's taxonomy places the organism in Eukaryota, Viridiplantae, Streptophyta, Magnoliopsida, Fabales, Fabaceae. Gene Ontology annotation, molecular function: DNA-binding transcription factor activity; DNA binding. The record is from RefSeq and is a predicted model, not a curated record. The transcript has 6 exons. The coding region runs from base 192 to 1388 and encodes 398 amino acids.
UUUAGCCUAACCAUUCUUACCUUUUCCAAUCUUCUUGUUCAUUUUCUGGUUCUUCUUUUCUUCUUCCCUUAAUAAGGAUCAACCUUCUCUCAUAGAUUCAUGCAUGCUACUUCAGAAAUUUGAUCUAUUACUGAGAAACUCUUCUUGCCAUCGUUGUUCAAAUCUUGUAGCAACAUUUGGAGUGUCUAUAAAUGAACGAGUACAAGAUUGAUUGUGUUGGACGGAUUCAACAAAGCUAUGGUCUAAAUGGGGAUUUGAGUUCAGAGUUUGGCAAUUGUUCUAGUCAAUGUUUUGAUAUGGCCAGUGGUGGAUUUGAAGAGGAAUCACACAUAGGCCAAACCAAAUCAUCUAGCAGCAUUAUAAGCCGUUUUGAAUCACCAGCUUCAGCCUUUUAUGCAACAGAAAUCUGCAUGGGAUUCCCACAAUAUGAUAGACUAGUUGGUAACCCCUCUUUGAUAUCUCAAUUCUCUAAGAUCAAUGAUGUGGAAUUCCCUUUGUAUCAAUCUCCAAGGCAAAACCUUUUCUUGGCUUCAUUGGCAAACCAACCUGCCCCUAACUUUGAGUUGUCAAAUCCCUUGCAAGCAAUGCUCUUAUCCCAUGUGAAUAGUGAUCAAUGUGUUAGAUCUCCUGAAAAGUCUAAUAAAAUCCCAUCUGGGAAUUUCCCUGGCAGCAGUUUUCUUCCAAUUGAACAACCCAAGUUGUUCAUUGAUGAUGCUGCAAGCCCUUCGGUUCCUUGUAUAGGAAAUCAGGAUCAAAGAAUUAGCUUCUCUUCUCAGCAAGAGAUGCUGUCACCAACACUCUCAGCAGGUAGUUUGCUAACUUCUUCUGGAAACUCUUCUUCAAAUGGACCAGUAGUCUCAAGUAAAACAAGAAUAAGAUGGACUCAGGAACUUCAUGAGAAGUUUGUUGAGUGUGUGAAUCGCCUUGGAGGUGCUGAGAAAGCAACGCCAAAAGCUAUAUUAAGGCUGAUGGAAUCAGAUGGAUUGACCAUUUUCCAUGUCAAAAGUCAUCUGCAGAAAUAUAGAAUUGCCAAAUACAUGCCACAAUCAACUCAAGGGAAAUCUGAGAAACGAACCAAUGUAGAGAAUGUGCAUCUUGAUGCCAAAACUGGCUUGCAAAUCAGAGAGGCACUUCAGUUGCAGCUAGAUGUUCAGAGGCGCCUUCAUGAACAACUAGAGAUUCAGAGAAAACUACAGUUGAGGAUUGAGGAACAAGGUAAGCAGCUGAAAAUGAUGUUUGACCAACAGCAGAAGACAAGUGACAGCAACUUGAGUACUCUGAAUUUGGGCAAUACAACUAAUAAUGAUAGACCUAUUAGUUCUAAAGAUGUUCAGGUUUCAGUUUCCGAAGGAUCUAAAAGAUUAUUUAUUCCUUCCAACAUAACUUAGAUAUCUACAAUCUCAUAUGUUCAUAGCUCUAUUCAUAAGCAAUUAAUUUUAGGAACAAUGUUCCAACAAAUCAUACUUGUAAGAGAGUCAAACCACACCAUACAAUUUCAUUUUGGUAAGAAAAGCACUUUUGUUAUCCUUGAAAACUCAAUAAAUUUGUCCAUAUAAGAUGAGUGUGCUACUU